Aspergillus steynii IBT 23096 is the source of this 981-nucleotide messenger RNA. RefSeq lists its product as uncharacterized. The record is from RefSeq and is a predicted model, not a curated record. The annotation marks the transcript as partial. NCBI's taxonomy places the organism in Eukaryota, Fungi, Ascomycota, Eurotiomycetes, Eurotiales, Aspergillaceae. The transcript is spliced from 2 exons.
GGUUUUGGCGGUUCUCACACUGCUGGCCCUCACACCAGCAACACUGCCAACGAGCUGGAUCCUCGCGUGGACAGUGACCGAUCUUCCUACGGCCACUCUUCCACAAAGCCCUUGAGCAACAGCACCUCCGGCUACGGCGCCAACAACUCUUACGGCUCAUCAUACGGCAACAACACCACUGCCGGUCCUCAUACUAGCAACGUCGCCAACGAAAUGGACCCCCGCGUCGACAGCGAUCGGUCCUCCACCGGCUUCAACCGCUCUCACCAGGGCUCCGUCCCCGGUAACGGCCUUGGCCAUGCCGGAGGUACCUCUGGAUACACCGGUGCCUCUGGCUACGACCGUACCACCGGUCCUGCUUCCUCGACUGCCGGUCCUCACACCAGCAACGUUGCCAACGAAGCCGACCCUCGCGUCGACAGCGACAUGAGCAGCGGCCGCAACUUCUCUACCCAUGACCGAACCACCGGCCCUGCCUCCUCCACCGCUGGUCCCCAUUCCAGCAACGUCGCCAACGAGGCCGAUCCUCGCGUCGACAGCGAUCUCGACAGCACUGGUGCUCGCAACAGCGUGUCUCGAACCAGCCGCACCACCGGUCCCGCCUCUUCUACCGCCGGCCCUCACUCCAGCAACGUCGCCAACGAGGCUGAUCCCCGCGUCGACAGCGACAUGAGCAGCGCCCGCCACAGCACCACGACCGGCAGCACCAACGCCAACACCAAGGGCGCACACAUCAACACCUCCCUCCCCAACGCCCUCGGCCACGAAGGCAACAUCCGCGGCUCGAUCACGGGCCAAGCCACCGAGGGCAUGGACCCUCGCGUCGACAGCGACCGGGACAACCGUGCUCGUCACGAAGACAUGGCCAGCAGCAGCUACAACACCCCUGGUAGUGGUCGCGCUUCGGGCACUGCUGGUCCUCAUGACAGCAAUGUUGGAAACAAGAUGGAUCCGACUGUCGAUUCUGAUAUGGAUGGUUCG